UGUGUUGGUCAGUAUAAUUUUUGAGAUUUUGUUGAACUGUGUCGAAAGUGGAGUACUGCGUACGCCGUACGCCUAAAGAUGUCCAGCAAAACAGUGAAUAUUGCUCAAAUGAGAAGUGAAGAGAUUUAUAGACUUCUAGAGGAAACCGAUGAUAACUUACAAAUUCAAGGUGAAUCUUCUGGAUCUGAAGCAGAGAAAAUAGAAGAGAAUGAGGACUGUGAUGGCAUCAGUGCUUUCUUCAAAAUAAUCGACAUUAUAUUAAUAAGACGAAUUUGUGCGAAAUAUUCGGGAGAAACGGUUCAGGUAUUGAAAUAUGUAGAGCUGUUAUGUCUAUAAAAAAAAUAAUUUUUAACUCACAGCCAUUAGAUUCGACGACCAAGCUACCAGAGGAAUUAGGAAAAAAUCAUAUAGACUAGCAGCAGUUCGAACAUUUUUUGAUAAAUUCAUAAAAAAUUGCAAGCAAUUGUAUUCACUUGGAGAAUUUAUGACGAUUGAUGAAAAGUUAGAAGCAUAUCGAGGUGGAUGCUCUUUUAUACAAUACAUACCCAAUAAACCGGCAAAGUAUGGCAUCAAAAUAUAUGCUUUGGUGGACUCUAAAACCUUCUACACGUAUAAUCCUGAAAUAUAUUGUGGUAAGCAGCCUGCUGGGCCAUUCCAAGUUAGUAAUUCGCCAUCUGAUGUAGUUCUUCGAUUGGUAGAUGGUUUAGAGCGUUCCAAUAGGAACUCAACUUGUGAUAACUGGUAUUCCAGUUGUGAAUUGAGAAAAUUCCUAUUGGAAAAGAGCAUCACGUUUAUUGGAAUUCUAAAAAAGAAUAAAAGGGAAGUUCCCGUGGAAUUUUUACCGAAUAAGUCGAGAGCUAUUGGAACUUGUUUAUUUGGAUUUCAAGAAGAUCUUACACUAGUUUCCUAUAUUCCCAAACAGAACACAGCCAUUUUUCUUAUCUCUACGAUGCACGAUAAUGACUCAGUUGAUGUGGAAACGGGAAAACCCGAAAUAAUUCUUGACUAUAACCGCAUCAAGGGAGGUGUUGAUACUGUUGACCAGAAAUGUAAUGCAUUUUCAGUAUUUCGAAGAACAAAACGAUGGCCAUUUGCCACAUUUAUGGCAUUCCUCAAUGUAGCAGAAAUAAAUGCAUACAUUUUAUAUACAUAUGGAAAACUCAACAUUGACAUGGGUCAUCAACGACAAUCUUUUCCAAAACAUUUAUUAGUGGCUCUUAUGAAACCUCAUAUGCAAGAAAGACUCCUAAUAAAAUCAUUACCCCUGCAUACCUGGUACAUUUUCGAAAACGUGUUAGGAAAGCCACCAACCAGAAGAGAGGCUGAUACUUCACUGAGUCAUAGAGGGGGGUAUUAUCUUUGUGGACGCUCAAAAAAUAAUUAUACAACUGUGAAAUGUUCAAAUUGUAGCCAGUUUUCUUGUAAAAAUCAUAGCAGAUCAUUUGUUAAAUGUGAUUCUUGUAUUAACUCUGAUCGAGUCAGUGAGUCUGAUUAGUAGUUGAAAUAUUCCACCCAUUAUGCAAAAAC
This is a messenger RNA of Leptinotarsa decemlineata (Colorado potato beetle), 1527 nucleotides long. RefSeq lists its product as uncharacterized. NCBI's taxonomy places the organism in Eukaryota, Metazoa, Arthropoda, Insecta, Coleoptera, Chrysomelidae. The record is from RefSeq and is a predicted model, not a curated record.